This is a messenger RNA of Tupaia belangeri chinensis (Chinese tree shrew), 1590 nucleotides long. RefSeq names its product thioesterase superfamily member 4 (gene THEM4). The coding region runs from base 8 to 727 and encodes 239 amino acids. The transcript has 6 exons. The record is from RefSeq and is a predicted model, not a curated record. Lineage: Eukaryota; Metazoa; Chordata; Mammalia; Scandentia; Tupaiidae.
CGGAGCCAUGCUGAGGAGCUGCGCCCCGCGCCUGCGCACGCUGGGGGCCCUGCGCGGCCCCUGGGGAGGCGCGUGGCCGCCGGCCAGCGAGCCAGGACCCGCGCCGAGGUCAUUUUCUUCUGAGAAAGACAUUCUUGUAGACUUUGCUCUCCCUAACCCCAGCUGGAGUCAGGACAUAAGACUCCUCUUUGACCAGUUUAUGAAGAAAUGUGAAGACGGCUCCUGGAAACGGCUACCUUCAUAUAAACGUGGAUCUACUCAAAGGACUCAAGAGUUCAAAACCCGUUUUCUUGACCCGAAACUGAUGAAGGAUGAACUGCCACAGGCCCAGCUCUUCACCAGAAGCAUUGAGGAUGGCCUAGGUUUUGAAUAUGUGAUGUUCUAUAAUAAUGCUGAGGAAAGAGUAGUUUGUUUGUUUCAAGGAGGUCCUUACCUACAAGGAGCACCUGGAUUCAUUCAUGGAGGUGCAAUUGCAACCAUGAUUGAUGCUACCGUUGGUAUGACUGCACUUAUUGCUGGCGGAAUUGUCAUGACUGCCAAUCUCAACAUCAAUUAUAAAAGACCUAUUCCCCUUUGUUCUGUUGUUGUGAUAAAUAGCCAACUUGAUAAAGUUGAAGGAAGGAAAUAUUUUGUUUCCUGUAAGGUUCAAAGUGUUGAUGAGAAGACUCUACACUCAGAAGCAACAAGCUUAUUUAUAAAGCUGGAUCCUGAUAAAAGUUUGAUUUAAGCAAGUUUCUGGUGAAUUCUACACAUUUGCAUAAGGCUCUCCCUCCUCCAGAAGCAGUUGCCUGCCCCUGCUCUUGGUCACCACCAUUGAUAGAAGCCUGCUAACACGGACCUUUCUGAACAUAAUCCAGGAACCCGCUCUCCACUUUCUAACAUUAUUUUUUUUAAACAGUCUUGCUGUGUUGCGAUAUUCUUGCCUCAGCCUCCUUAGCCUCUGGGACCACAGACACAUGCUAUGGUGCUUGGCUUUUUAAGUUGAUCUGGGAAUUGAACCUAGGCCUCCCAAGGAAUUGAACCUGCAGGGUACAUCAUCUUAGCAGUGCAUACCGCCAUGAUUGGGCCCUUAUCUCCUAAACUUUCAGCAAAGAAAUCCUCCCUGUGAAAGUAUAAGCAAGUCUUUGUUUCCCUCAGAUAAGUGUCUGGUUCUUCUAAGAUUUGAAUGGACUUUAAUUAAAGUUACACAAGUGUGACAUCUGCCCCACUGCAAAUUAGAGAAAAAAAUUGUAUUGAAACUUUGACCACAAACAUGGAAAUGCUAGAAAACCAAAUGAAGAAAUAAUAUGUGGAUGUGGGGGCGCGUGCAUGCAUGCAUGCAUAUGCCUAUCUGUCUCCAUAUCUACAUGUUCUCUUUUUAUAAGUACACCAGUUAUAUUGACAGGGCCCUCUUGAAUUAUCUCUCUUUUUUAUUUAUGAGAGAGAUGUACCUGCAACAGUGUCUCACCUUUCCACAGUGCUUUCUCCAGCAUCCUACCUAACCAGGAUCAUAGGUACAUGUGACCUGCAUGUUUAGGCUGACCCAGGGUCCAACCCCAGUCCUCCCAUUUGUCUCCAGCAUUGUGCAGGGGCACCCUCCCAUCUAUGCCA